Molecule: messenger RNA, 1619 nt
Organism: Cervus elaphus (red deer)
Lineage: Eukaryota; Metazoa; Chordata; Mammalia; Artiodactyla; Cervidae
Gene: IKBIP
Product: IKBKB interacting protein
Exons: 3
Coding region: 295-1425 (376 amino acids)
Source: RefSeq, a predicted model, not a curated record
CUACGCGCCCGGGAGCCUCGGUAUCCUCGGGCUUGCAUUCGUAAAGCAGAGGUUUGGCGACGUAGGGUUGCCCCCUGCCCCACCUGGAGGGACUCGAAAGCGGGUGGCUGGGAGACGCUGUGGAGCAGCGAGUUGAUGGCCGGGAGGGAGGGGAAGGGGGCUGGCUUCUGGGCGGUGCCAAGUCUAAAAGGGGGCGCGGUCAGCGCCGAGCUGUCUCGCAGAGGCUAAGGCGGCCACGUCCCGCUACCCAAGGUUGUAGAGGCGUCCCUCUAUUUGUCCUCGGGACCUCCAGACAUGUCCGAGGUGAAGAGCCGGAAGAAGUCGGGGACGAAGGGAGCCCCGGCGGAGCCUGGGAAGCGGAGCGAGGGCGGGAAGAGCCCCGAGGCUCGGGGUGGUGGAGGCAGGGGCUGGGCCGACCCCCGUACCGGCGUGAGCCUGCUGUCUCUGGGGACGUGCCUGGGCCUGGCUUGGUUUGUAUUUCAGCAGUCAGAAAAGUUUGCAAAGGUGGAAAACCAAUACCAGUUACUGAAGAUGGAAACCAGUGAAUUCCAAGGGCUUCAAAGUAAAGUCAGUUUAAUUUCAGAAAAGCUUGCCUCUACUGAAAGUAUCCUGCAGGAAGCUACAUCCUCCAUGUCUUUGGUGACCCAGUUUGAGCAGGAAGUAGCCACCCUCCAAAGAAUCAUGCAUGACAUUCAAAACAGUGAAGAGAUGCUCACCCAAAAGAUGCAAAGCCUUAACGAGAAAUUCCAGAAUGUUACAGAUUUCUGGAAGAGAAGCCUAGAAGAAAUGAACGUUAAUACAGACGUUUUCAAAUCAGAAUCAAAACAUAUACAUUCUCAAGUCACUGUCCAAAUUAACUCAGCCGAACAGGAAAUAAAAUUGCUCACUGAAAGGCUAAAAGAUUUGGAGGAUAGCACAGUAAGAAAUAUUAGAACGAUACAGAGACAGGAAGAAGAGGAUCUUCUGCGAGUAGAGGAGCAGCUUGGCUCCGACUCAAAAGCAGUGGAGAAGUUAGAGGAGGAGCAGCAUGCUCUGUUGGCCAGAGAUGAAGACCUGACUAACAAACUCUCCAGCUACGAACCCAAAGUUGAAGAAUGCAAGACACAUUUGCCGACAAUUGAAAGUGCUGUUCGCUCUGUUCUGAGAGUCUCUCAGGAUCUGAUCGGGACAGAGAAGAAAAUGGAAGACCUGACCCUUCAGAUGUUUAACAUGGAAGAUGACAUGCUGAAAGCAGUAUCUGAAAUCAUGGAGAUGCAGAAGACCCUCGAAGGAAUUCAGUAUGACAAUAGCAUAUUAAAGAUGCAGAAUGACCUGGAUGUUCUCAAAGGAAAAGUUCAUGAUUUUAUAGUAUAUUCAAGCGCAAGAGAAAAGGGGACUCCAGAAGAAUAUAAUCUAGAAAAUAAAGAAAUCGACAGUGAUUUCUAAAUGCACUGCAUUUAUUCUGAUGAACCACACUAUUAUGCACAAGCUGAUUAGCUCCAGGCUUUUGAGUUAUUUCCAUAUGCCUCACUUCAUCCUAAAUUAUUAGAAAGUAAGUGAGAUAUCACAAAAAUGGAUUAUCCAAAUAAUCAAACCUUAUCUUUUUAAGCAAUAAAGCUUUUCAUUUUAACCAUUUUAAA